Messenger RNA from Penaeus chinensis, 1851 nucleotides. RefSeq names its product hepatic lectin-like. The transcript is spliced from 7 exons. NCBI's taxonomy places the organism in Eukaryota, Metazoa, Arthropoda, Malacostraca, Decapoda, Penaeidae. The record is from RefSeq and is a predicted model, not a curated record. Bases 12 to 770 code for a protein of 252 amino acids.
GUGGGCAUAGCAUGACAUGCUCGUCGGCAAAGGAUCCAGUGUCCUACGUGGGGCGAGAGACAGGGAGGAGAAGCUCCAUUCUGCAGACGAACGGGGAUCCACAACGAUCGCUCAAGAUGCAGCGCAGCAUAGCAGUUCUCUGGCUGUUGGCUGGUAUGGCUGUGACGGGGUCGGAGCUGAUGCAGGAUACAGUGGAAGAUCUUAUGAACGAACACUUUCCACCCCUUCAUACUUCAAACUGCUCUCAGAGCUUGACUGAUCUUCUCCUGCUCCGCCAAGAAGUCAAAUUGGACGAAAUGGUAAAGCUUUUGACUGACAUCCGUGACUUAAAGGCAAAGAGCACGAGUAGUGUCUCGAGGAGCUGCCCCGCUGAUUUCGAAGACUUUGAGGGCAUUUGCCUUCAUAUGGGGACGCAAGUGAUGACAUGGUUAAGUGCCCGCACGUAUUGCCUGAAGCUCGGAGGAACUCUGGUAACCGGCCUUCAAAAUGCCUUAAUUGGUAGAUCCUUCGUCCAAAAAUCGAGCCCACCCGACCACGUGUGGAUCGGAGGCCACGACCUGUUUGAGAAAGGGAAGUGGGAAUGGCUGUCCGGAGAGGCCAUGCCGACUGAUUCCUCAUUCUGGGGUUCUUAUCUGGGCGUCCAGCAGCCGAACGACGGAGGAAGUGGAGAAGACUGUGUCGGUCUGUACGGUCAAGAUGACUUCGAUUUUCAUGACUUCCCUUGCAGCUGGGCUUGCACACCGCUGUGUCAGGUGGUAAUCUCAGCUUGAUUAGAAAGUACGAGCGAAGGAGAGAGGGGAAGGAAAGGGGAGAAAGAGGAGGUGUGGGAGAGAAGGGGAAGGUAAGGAGAGAGAUGGAGAGAAGGGGAAGGGAGGAGAGGAGAGAGAAAUAGGAGAGUGGGGAAGGUAAGAAGAGAGAAAGUGAGAAGGGAAAGGGAGGAGAGUAAGAAAUCGUAAACUACGAGGACGUGUGGAACAGUACGUCCGCCGAGUCAGACCUGGACGAGGACGACGAAAAAAAGGACGACGAGAAGAGGACAACGAGACGAGGACAGCGAGACGAGGACAACGAAAAGCGGACGGCGAGGCAGAGCAACACGCGCGCGAGAGGACAAGGGGUGACGCCACCAAGCCUUGCCCGAGGACCAGGUAAAGAGGACGCCCAAGACGAGGGAGCCCGGCCAAGCGGAGGACGACCUCGACCAGCCCGAUCACUGUACACCGUCGAGGACCAGCAGAGGUGGUCACCCCAGGACGUCAGAUCUACGGCACCUCGAGAGAGAGACACAAGUAGGUGGCUGAGCGUAGUGUUGCCAUUGAUAUUCCCACAAAACCGCUAGACAGGGCCUUAAAAACCGCCUGACGUAACAGUAAAAGCUCCUCAUUUUCCUACUAACAGGAAUUUUUUUUAAAGAAUCACUAAAUAUAAAGUAAACUCAAAAAUUUCACGUUACGACAUUAAUAGAAAAAAAACACCUCUAGAUCUAGCGGGAAAAUUACUAGAAUGGCAACACUGGCUGAGCGAUUAUCGUUAAAAACUACGAUUUCAUACAUGUCUCUCCAUUCCAAGGCAUAGUGUCUACCAAAGCCGUGUGUGGUACGUCGUUAACAGCAGCGGUGGCCAUAACAACGCGACAAAAUCCCGACACGAGUGACCUCCAGCGAAAAGCGACGAAGUGAGGUCACCGCGUCACGAGACAGGUGACCCGGUCGAAGUGAGAACACACAUGACCUGUGUGACCUUAUAACGGCCUUACACGCCCCACCCAUAAGCUUCGUUGACCUUGCUAGAAUCGAGAAGACCAACGCAACUAAGUGUCCGUUUCGCUCCCCAAUAAAGGAGUUUAGCAGA